Messenger RNA from Strongylocentrotus purpuratus (purple sea urchin), 5881 nucleotides. RefSeq names its product MLX-interacting protein. Bases 119 to 4387 code for a protein of 1422 amino acids. The transcript is spliced from 18 exons. Gene Ontology annotation, cellular component: nucleus. Lineage: Eukaryota; Metazoa; Echinodermata; Echinoidea; Camarodonta; Strongylocentrotidae. Gene Ontology annotation, molecular function: RNA polymerase II cis-regulatory region sequence-specific DNA binding; protein dimerization activity; DNA-binding transcription factor activity, RNA polymerase II-specific. The record is from RefSeq and is a predicted model, not a curated record. Gene Ontology annotation, biological process: regulation of transcription by RNA polymerase II.
CGUCACUGAUAGCGCUUCUUCAUGCAGAAAAACAUGGCGUUACAAUUUCUGCGUUACCUUUGUGGAUACAUAAGUAAAGCAGUUUUUAAGGAGUAAAGUAGGUCGAUUUUUCUUAGAAAUGGCCAGAGACGAUUUCCCUAUGCUUCAAAAUACUUUUGGAAUGGCUCAGUUUGAUGGAACAAGAUGGAGGGAUCCUGCUACUUCGAGGGAUACUCAUGGAAACCAGGCUGGAACAGCUGGCAUGUCUCGCCUCGAUGCCUCGCCCAAGAGCCCGUCGAGUGAGACCAUACAUUCGGGUCAUUUUAUGGUCAGCAACCCGCACAAAGUGAAAAAGAGCGGCGGCUACAAUUUUGACGAUGCGACCAAGGAAACAACGAUAAACUACUCUUUUUCGGGGGAUGACAGGCAGCUGGAAAUAGAUUCUUCUUUUGCUAAGCUUUUCGAAUGCAUGAGCUUGGCUUAUCAUGAAUGCGUCAUAGUGUCACCAAAAUGGAAGACUUUUAAAGGACUGAAAUUGACUUGGAAGGACAAGAUUCGACUCAACAAUGCCAUUUGGAGAGAGUGGCAUAACCAGUUUAUCUUGGGAAGGAGACCCCUUAUUUGUCAGUUUUCUUCUCCGCUGAUUGAUAGCUACACUGCCCCACAGGCUGUGAUUCUGGAAGGCAAGUACUGGAAGCGAACCCUUUGUGCAGUCGUCAAGGAGUACCAAAAAUGGCGGGUUUUCUACAAGAAGAAGCUCAGCCAUGCAGGACUACUGGAAGAAGGGAGUCUGGAAGACCUGCUGAAUCGGGAGCAGGAGCAGUUCCAGAGCCUGAGCAAGACCUUCCUGGACACCAGCUCGGACGAAGGGACACCCAUGGUCCUGGACGAAGAGACGCUCCUCUCCGAGUUCUCGGAUACCCUCUUCACCAGCCUCAACCCAAACUUCCCCUUCCCGAACCCCAAGGAAAUGGCUCAUGCUGGUAUGAAUGCAGACAUCAUUCAGCCUGGCUUGGUUCAGCUGCAGCCGUCACUGGAUGAUAUGAUGGAUACUUUCGAGCCUUUACCAGAAAUGUUAAAGACCGUUUAUCCUUCCCCUGCUCCAUCAAACACCUACAUAUUUACCGGUCAACAAACUCAGACGCAGCUCCUUCAACAGAACUCCCAGAGUGUUGACAGCAUGAUGUCAUCUUUUCAGACUACUCCAACGAUGACAGGAGAGGAGUCUGUUGGUAUGGUGCCUAUGGAUGAUCUUCAACUUGUUGCCGGAACCAGCGGAAUGAAUCAGCAACAGCAGCAACCAAUGUUGCAGCAUAUCCAGCCAUCCCAGCCUCAGCAACAAAUGCUUCAACCGCUUCAGCAGACCUUGGAGACCCAGAACACCAUGUCCUCUUUCAACUUGGCUGGGAUGCAGCAGCAGGUCCAAGUAGGAGAUUUGAAUCUCAGCAAUGGCAAUCUGAUCUUGAACCCUCUUCCUGGGAAUACCAACCAGGUCGGACUGGCUUCUCAGGGCCAGCAGAACAUUUUUAGUGCGCAGCCUCCACAGAACACUAUCCUUGAGCAGCUUGGUGCUUUGGGCGGUGGGCUGCAGUUGACCGACUUACAGAAUACUGUCCUGCAACAGCUUUUGCAGCAACAACAGCAACAGCAGCAGCAACAACAACAACAGAAACAACAACAACAGCAGCAGCAACAGCAGCAGCAACAGCUGCAACAACAGCAGCCACAGCAGCAACAGAACGAGGUGAUCAACCAAUACUUGCCUCUGCAGGUACAGAUCAACCAAAUCAGUCCUCAGUUUCCCAUGCAACAGCAGGCUAAUGAUCCAUCGACCAGCCAAGCUGCAGCAAGGAGUAGCAAGCUGCAGACUGUUACCCCUAUAACCUUACAGACUGUAAACACCAUGAACCAGCAACAGCAGCAGAAACCCCAAUCAAGGACAGCAUCAAUGCAGAGAAGUAACAGUUUACCAACAAAUAGCUUUAAGACUCAUAACCUGACACAGGAUUGUCAGUUGCUGCAGGGCAGUCAGAAUGGAAGUAUGCUCCAGGGAGGCAACACGGCACAGAUAUUGCAAUUGCCACAGCAGCAACAGCAAGGACAACCCCAAACACCGGGUGUGUUUGCCAGUGUGAAUAACGAGACGCAGGCUAAAGCUCGACAGCUUCUGAACACGCUCACAUCCACCCUGGCCCAGGUUCAGAAGCAGCAGCAGCAGCAGCAGGCUCAGGGGUUGAGUGGAUCCCUCAAUGUCACGGGUCUGACCGUCCAACAGACACAGGCACUCAAGUUGUUGCAGGAGGUUGCCAAACAUGUCUCUGCUGGUGAGCUCUUGCAAAAUAGUCAGCAGCAGCAGCAACAACAACAGCAGCAACAGCAGCAGCAGCAGCAGCAGCAACAACAACAAAAACAACAACAACAACAACAACUUGAACAACAAAAGCAACAGCAACAGUUGCAGCAAAAGCAGCAGCAGGCCCAGCAGAGGCGACAAAGGAAAAAUAAUCAGCGACAGCAAAAGUUGAUUCAGCAGCAGCAGCAACAACAGCAACAGCAGCAGCAACUACAACAACAGCAGCAGCAGCAACAAAAGCAACAACAACAGCAACAACAACAGCAACAAAUGCAGCAGCAGAGAUUACAACAACAGCCCCAACAACAGCAUACCCUUCUGCAGGGUAUGACUACAUCUGGAAGAGACAAUAAACCUGUUCUUACCCAAAUUCUUGGUCGCAAUUUCAUUGCUACCACAGGACUCUCUCAAAUGGCUACCAUUUCUGGUUCAAAAAACUUUCUAAACCAGCCAACCACUUUUGCACAAACCCAAUCUCUGGCACAGCAACUGCAGCAGCAGCAGCAACAACCACAACAAGAUGGGCAGGUCCAAACGUUACAAACGAUUCAGUUCACUACUGGACAGCCUACAAUCUCACUGGCAAAUCCCAUCACCAUCACCUCCCUGCAACCAAACGCGUCUCCCUCACCAGACCUGAACAACGCCGACACUAGAUCCAAGACCACCUUUAAGCUCCAGACCAAGCCUGUAGCAGGAGUUGGUCUGAAGCAAGCUACCAAGCCUAAGCAAGUCAUCAAGCCCAAGAUACCGGCCAAGAUUGCACCGGCACCGCCAGCUCCUGAACCAGCACCGGUUAUGGUUAUGGCCAAGAGUGAAAUUGGAAAGACCAGUACUUCAUCCAGCAGCACGGCUCUUCUUACUCAGCUCCUAGCAGAAGGAGCAGGCAAAUACGAUACAUCACCAGCCAGCAUUUCAAUACGGCCUGAAGGUGGGUCCUGUACUCCGGUUCGGACGGUUGUCUUUCAGCAGGUCAAGGCAGAACCUAGAUCUUCUGCCAAGGCAGCAAUCCCAAGCACCCAGGCCAGUGCCCUCUCACUGGCCUUGGCUUCUAGUCCUACUAUAGUGGCUAGUAACAAGCCCAAAAUAAGCAACACCCCCAUCAAGAUGUUGUCGAGUGAGCCGCCAAAAACGCAGACUCCCCGGCCUCCCACAGCGGGAUUCUUCACCUCAUCGCUUGCAUCGGUAUUCACAUCCCCUCAGUCAUCCAACAAUGCAACAACGGCUAGCCCCGUAAUCACCAUAGCAACCAGUACCAUUGGUCAGUCGAGCAAACCCAUGCAAAAAAUAGAGCCAGCGAAAGAGCCGCUCGUGUCCUUACCAGCAUUCUCUCUGAGUACCACACCCAUCAACAUCAGUCCGGCACCGAGCCCAAUGUCUGUCAUCGAAGAUAUGGAUAGCAUGAGUGAUGUGAACAUGUCGGCAAAGGAAGAGGAAAGAGGAGGUGGGAAGUUAUCUCAUAUUUCAGCUGAACAGAAGAGGAGAUUCAACAUAAGGUCUGGCUUUGACACUUUGAAUUCAAUGAUCCCGUCCUUGGCCCAGAACUCUAGCGCUAAGAUAAGCAAGGCCAACAUGCUUGUCAAAGGUGUGGAAUACACCAGGAAACUCCAGUCAGACCGGAGGCAUAUGAAGGAAGAGAUCAACAAGCUCAAGCAAGAAAUAGCUGGUUUGCAUACAGACAUCAGUGAGAGCCAAUCACAGCUGCCGGCGAGUGGAGUCCCCGUCACCAGGCAACGGGUCGACAUGAUGCGAGAUGUGUUUGAUGAAUAUGUUAGAGAGAGAACCACGCACAACUGGAAGUUCUGGAUUUUCAGCAUUAUUAUCCGACCUCUGUUUGAGUCAUUCAACAGCACGGUGUCAACAUCAAGUAAUGAGGAGUUAACAAGAUCUGUCCGGUCUUGGCUCGAUCAGCACUGCUCCCUCCUAACUCUUCGACCCACCGUUUUGUCUUCAUUGACCCUCCUCAGUCGGACCACGUCCAUCCUGUCUGACCCCACCCAGAUCCCUCAGCAGGCCAUUGAUGCGGUCACUCGCAAGGAUGAUGAAGUGGACUAGCUUGGGGCAUUGUGAAUGGUCAAACCAUUAAGCGAAAUGCAACAGACUGGAAGAUAUUUAUGUGUUGGUGUGGAUGAUGUGGAUGACUUUGAGGUAAAUGGACAUCCUCAACACCGAAACCCAUAAACAGACAUGCCUCAGAGCCCUUAAAGGAAACAUUUAACAUGCCAGAACGAUAUUUUUGCUGUGGUAAUGAUCAGAGAAAGAUGUGAAAGACCUUGAGGCACUUGGACAUCAGCAACGGUAGACCUUCCAAAAACUGAUGUGAUGGACGAUGAUAAAUUACCAUGCUCUUGUCAUUGAGGCAUGAAUUCAAGGCACUGGGAUAUUGAUGUUGGAACCGUUGAGGAGCCACGUUACGGACUUUGAAAUAUGUCUGUGCUGUUGUUGAUCUUGGAGUUGACUGAAUGUAUGGUGUCCACCUUAGAAGUCAUACAUGAGAAAAGAAAGAUGAACAAAAUUUGACCGACCGUCAAAGAGUUUGUGUACCAUCGAGUCUGGCAAUAUAUUGUGCAUGUCUCAUGUUGCCAUUGGAAUGUUUGUGCUAUUUCCUGAUAUUCAUGUGUUUAGAAUUACAAACCUGUGUUGGGGGGGGGGGGGGGUGGGUGGGGUAGGGUGAGGCUUAUUGAAUAUAUCCUUAUUUCAUGGCAUAGCAUGCUAAAUAGGGUAAAUAUGUGCAAAUUGUGCUAUUUGCAUUCGUAGUACAGAUAUUUGUCCUUUGCAGUAUUUUAAAUUCAUUUAACACACUGCUUUGUUUGAUUAAUACACCAAUAGGCAACAUUGAACAGCAUAAUCAUAUCAUGUUUUAUAAAAACUUCACACAAAACUCAUAUUUCUGAUCUUUAUUCUCUAGUUAUACCUUCUAAACACAACAUGAAAACAUGUUAUGAAGUCGCAUUACAAUAUAACUCUGAAAUUAUAAAUGAAAAUCGAAAAUCAACAAAUGUUUUAUAUAAAUUUCACUCUGUGAAUGAUUUUAUAAGUUGCAGCUGAUGAGUAGAUAAUAUACUAUUAUUAUUAUUAUGUAACGAUAAAAGGUUAAAAGUGUAGAGCUUAUAUGCAGUGGUUGGUCAGCAAUUCAAAGACUAUGUUAGACUUUUGGAUAGAUGUAUUUUUAUAAAGAGAUUUUUUAACUAAUUUGAUAAUAAGUAAUAAGGAUGAUUAUAGCGUGAUGGUAGGAUGCCCAAGAUCUAGAUUUGGACUCCUUACGUUUCUGCAUAGGGCUAAAUGCUUGAUUUCAGUCUGGACCCCCAAGGACAAUAGUUAGUGUGGAGUCCUGGUCUGUGGUUUGAAAAGUAAAAUUUCAUCUUGUUGACCUUCGUAAUCUUGACAGAUGCCUGCAACAUAUGGUCUGUGGUAAUUUCCUACGCUAUCCGAUUCCUGAUUUCAACCCUAGACCUAACACGUUACCUUACCCUACCUUAUGCUAUGGUCACAUUACCCAAAAGUAGCCUGCUCGGCGGCCGAGCGGCGAGUUUUUAACUAAUUCUGCCC